Messenger RNA from Trypanosoma theileri, 582 nucleotides. RefSeq lists its product as uncharacterized. The coding region runs from base 1 to 582 and encodes 193 amino acids. The record is from RefSeq and is a predicted model, not a curated record. NCBI's taxonomy places the organism in Eukaryota, Euglenozoa, Kinetoplastea, Trypanosomatida, Trypanosomatidae. The transcript has a single exon.
AUGGCAAUGAAUAAAUCUCGUUUCUUAGUUUCCUCUUUUCCAUCAUGCAUUGCUAAAUGGCAAAAUAUCAUCGUGCGAGAAGAUCUGAACGGGAAUUACGGACACUUUGUUGGUUGGCAAUCCGUGCCAAAUUCCACUGAGCAUACACAACUUAGUGACCACGUUUCUCUUUUGCGGGGCCAUCUAGCGGUAAGAGAGCGCGCUCUACACUUACAAAAUGCCAGGACGCGCUGCCAGUUCAAUCAAUAUGCAAUAUGGCAUUGCCUAUAUAUGAAAGAUUCUUCUGGUUUUCAUGGCGUUGGGGCAAACCUCAAAGUGUUUUUUUGCGGAAGAAAAAAGAAUAAUGUGAAUCUUACGUGGCGUUGUCUACAUAAGGUGUUCGUGUGGUUCUCUCAGUUGGUUGUGUCUCCUGAUGUUGGGAUGGUUUGGGCUUUUUGCUUAUUUGGUUAUUUGCAUUUUCCCCGGGGAAGUUUGUGUAAAAAAAGACUUCCGCUUCGCUUGGGCCACGAUGGCGUGCGGGGUCUCUUGGGGAGGUUAAAAACCCCCCGAGGUUCACCAACCCCGGAGGGGCCCUUUUUUUAA